AUGCUGUCCUUCGAACCUCUGCUUGGUCUCCUGUCCCUGUUGCUGACCCUUGGUGUUCAAGGUGUCGCUGCCAUGCGUGUCUCCACAUACAACCUGCGCUACGAUUCCAUGCCUGACAACAUCACCGUGGCGCAAACGCUCAGCGCGCUCCCGGAUCCCUUGACGCCACCGACAUACUACGGUGCGAAGGGGGAACAGCCCUGGAGUACGAGGCGGGUGAAGGUGUAUGAGCAUCUCAACAGCGCAGGCGUCGUGCUUGCUGGCUUCCAAGAAGCAUUGGUGCGGCAGGUGGAUGAUCUCGCGACGCUCUUCGGUGAUGAAUGGAGUUGGGUUGGUGUUGGACGUGACGAUGGUGUGGCUGCCGGAGAAUUCAGCCCCAUCUUCUACAAGAAGUCCGACAUCGAGCUCAUAUCCAACGAUUCCUUCUGGCUUUCGAACACGCCAUUCGAGCCCUCUAAGUACCCCAAUGCAGGGUCAUUCAGGAUCUGCACGGCUACCCACCUGCUCCUAAAGACUGGCCCCUCCGGCCCGGUCCGCUUCACGUACCUGAACACCCAUCUGGACGACCAAUCCGACGACGAGCGCCGCCUCGCCGCCUCUCUCCUGCUCGUACGCGCACGCUACGAGGCGUACACGACUAAGGGUCCGGUGAUCAUCACCGGGGACUUCAACAGCCCGUCGACGGGCACGGACUCGGGGGCGUAUCAGAUUAUCACUGGGCAAAUCCCUCCUGAGCCAGUAAACGCGACCUUUGCUGCCAAGUACGCCGUCCCGAACGGGACACUCUCAGACUUCACGAUGCUUGACUUGAAGGCGGAGGUUCCGCGCGAAUACGUGUCUGGGGAGUUCGCGACCUACACUGGUUUCGGCGCCCCUGGCGACGCAACGGACUUCACGCGCAUCGACUUCGUGUAUGGUGGGAGUAAUGGGAAGUGGACCGCGACUGGAUAUCACGUCGGAACGUCCCUGACGGACGAUGGAGUCCUUGCAAGUGACCAUCGUCCUGUCUUCGCUGAUAUCACGUUACACUAG
Dichomitus squalens LYAD-421 SS1 is the source of this 1032-nucleotide messenger RNA. RefSeq lists its product as uncharacterized. The record is from RefSeq and is a predicted model, not a curated record. The coding region runs from base 1 to 1032 and encodes 343 amino acids. Lineage: Eukaryota; Fungi; Basidiomycota; Agaricomycetes; Polyporales; Polyporaceae. Gene Ontology annotation, molecular function: 3'-5'-RNA exonuclease activity. The transcript has 6 exons.